This is a messenger RNA of Cheilinus undulatus (humphead wrasse), 1404 nucleotides long. RefSeq names its product zinc-binding protein A33-like. The record is from RefSeq and is a predicted model, not a curated record. Gene Ontology annotation, molecular function: protein binding; zinc ion binding. The transcript has a single exon. Bases 1 to 1404 code for a protein of 467 amino acids. NCBI's taxonomy places the organism in Eukaryota, Metazoa, Chordata, Actinopteri, Labriformes, Labridae.
AUGGCUGCUGCGUUUCCUUGUGCUGAAGAUGAUUUUUUAUGUUCCAUAUGCAGUAAUGUCUUCAACAAUCCUGUUCUGCUGUCCUGCAGCCACAGCUUCUGUAAAGACUGUCUGGAGCUCUGGUGGGUGGAUAAACCUUUACACCCAUGUCCUCUGUGUCGAGCACCUUCAACAGGUGAGCCACACCGUAACCUGGCAUUAAAGAACCUGUGUGACUCCUUCUUAAAGCAGCUUUCUCUGGAGGAUAAGACCUCUGAAACAGAGACAGUCUGCAGUCUGCAUUCAGAGAAGUUGAGGCUCUUCUGUCUGGAUCAUCAGCAGCCAGUGUGUGUAGUCUGUCGGGAUUCCAGGGCUCAUACCAACCACAGAUUCAGACCCAUCGAUGAGGCUGCAGACGACUACAAGGAGGAGCUCAGGAAACACCUGAAGCUUUUACAGGAUAGAAUAGAGCACUUCAAUAAAGUCAAAGUGGAGUGGGAUCAAACAGCAGCACAUAUAAAGACCCAGGCUCUAGACACAGAGAGGCAGAUCAGAGAGAAGUUUCAAAGACUUCGUAAGUUUUUAGAAGAGGAGGAGAAGGCAAGGGUGGCCUCUGUGAAGAGGGAGGAGAAGCAGAAGAGUGCAGAGAUGAAGACAAAGAUUCAGGCUUUGAGCAGAGAAAUAGCAAGUCUGUCAGAGACGAUCAAAGCCACAGAAACGGAGCUGAAAUCUGGAAGUGUCACAUUCAUGCUCAACUACAAGGCUGCAGUGGAAAGGGCCAAGCAACGCCCCCUGGUGGAGGAUCCACAGCUGGGGCCAGGAGCUCUGAUGGUUGUGGCCAAACACCUGGGCAACCUGAGCUUUAACGUCUGGAAGAAGAUGAAGGAGAUGGUGACGUAUUUCCCGGUCGUUCUGGAUCCAAACACUGCAGGACCGUACUUGUCUGUGUCUGAAGAUUUGAAAAGUCUGACAAACGAAGGAGAGGAGAUUGUAAAACCGCAGAACCCAGAAAGAUUUCAGAUGUACCCGAUGGUGCUCGGGUCUGAGGGGUUUAAAUCAGGGACUCAUAGCUGGGACGUCAAGGUCAGGAGUGAUGCACACUGGUCUGUUGGUGUGAUAGCAGAGUCUGUGUGGAGGAAGGGAACCCUUCAGACUGGAUACUGGGAGGUGUGGUAUGAUAAUGGUAAAUACAAAGUGUCCUGUCCACCAAAGAUAGAUAACAUUCUCUCUGUGAAUCAGCCACUGAAGAGGGUCAGAGUGAAGCUGGACUGGAGCGGAGGGAAAUUGUCUUUCUAUGAUUCAGAUACCAACACACUCCUUCACACUUUCCGUCAGACCUUCACUGAGCGGCUCUUUCCUUUUGUCAACUCAUUCAAUUCAAAUCCACUGAGCAUAGUCACAAAGAAAGUCACCAUACAGUUUUAG